AUGAAUUCUCUCCUAGCUUCUUCAUUAAGCGCCUUAACACACACUUGUACAACAAGUAAAUAUUUCAACCUUGUUCUCACAUCUAGACAACAACGCCAUUUUCUAUUCAUCUCCUCUAAAUUCAAAAUACCCACGUUAAUUCCACGCUGUUCCACCUCCUCUAAUGGAUCCAACAAUAGUCCUUCAGAUGAAUCUUUUCUUCAAAACAGCAACUUUCAUACUGAAGUCACAAACCCCCAAGCUUCUAACUUCAAUUCUCUUGUGCCCAAGUUUACCUUCACUGACCAAGCUUUCUUUCUCCUCGCAUUCAUCGCCUGCUCGACUUCAGUGGCAUUCACUGGCCUUGUUUGUGCAGCUGUUCCCACUUUACUUGCGAUGAGAAAAGCUGCAAUAUCGCUUUCAAAGCUAGCCGAUACGGCCCGCGAGGAACUCCCAAGCACCAUGACUUCCAUUAGGCUUUCGGUGAUGGAAAUGAAUGAUCUGACACUAGAAUUAAGUGAACUCAGCCAGGAAAUAACAGAAGGAGUCAACAAGUCAGCUCAAGCUUUGCAAGCAGCAAAAACUGGAAUUCAACAUAUUGGUUCUGUGGCACAACAACAAACUAUGUCCAUGAUCGAAGAGAGAGCGAAUUUGCCCGAAAUAUCUCUGGGACCUGCGGUUGCUGGAGCCGCAAGAAAGACUACAAGAGCAGUUGGUCGAGCCACAAAGAGCUUGUUGAACAUGAUUUCAAGAAGAGAAAACACAAGCGAAUAUGAUGAUGACUUAACCUACAUGUGA
This is a messenger RNA of Vicia faba (fava bean), 777 nucleotides long. NCBI's taxonomy places the organism in Eukaryota, Viridiplantae, Streptophyta, Magnoliopsida, Fabales, Fabaceae. The record is from the annotation of a GenBank genome assembly.